Molecule: messenger RNA, 2660 nt
Organism: Castor canadensis (American beaver)
Lineage: Eukaryota; Metazoa; Chordata; Mammalia; Rodentia; Castoridae
Gene: Gda
Product: guanine deaminase
Biological process (GO): guanine catabolic process
Cellular component (GO): cytosol
Molecular function (GO): guanine deaminase activity; zinc ion binding
Source: RefSeq, a predicted model, not a curated record
CCAGCCCCUGGGCGCGGCCUGCAGGGGGCAGACGAUCUCCGGGGGAAGCGGGGCAGGACGAGGCCCGAGCCGGUCCCGCUCCGCAGCCGCCGGGAGCCGCAGCUGCGCCUCCGCCCUGCGCGCCCUGCUCUGUCCGCGGACCCCGCGCUGCGCUCCGCCGCCGAUAUGUGUGCCGCCCAGAUGUCGCCGCUGGCGCACGUCUUCCGAGGGACUUUCGUCCACUCCACCUGGACCUGCCCCAUGGAGGUGCUUCGGGAUCACCUGCUAGGCGUGAGCGACAGCGGCAAAAUAGUGUUUAUAGAAGAGGCAUCUCAACAAGAAAAACUGGCCAAAGAAUGGUGCUUCAAGCCAUGUGAAAUAAGAGAAUUGAGCCAUCAUGAGUUCUUCAUGCCUGGGCUGGUUGAUACACACAUCCAUGCUCCUCAGUAUUUCUUUGCAGGAAGCAAUGUAGAUCUGCAGCUUUUGGAUUGGUUGACCAAAUACACAUUUCCUACAGAACGCAGGUUCCAGAACCUUGACUUCGCUGAAGAAGUAUAUACCAGAGUCGUUAGGAGAACACUGAAGAAUGGAACAACUACAGCUUGUUACUUUGGAACAAUUCACACUGACUCAUCUCUGCUCCUUGCAGAAAUUACAGAUAAAUUUGGGCAGCGGGCAUUUGUGGGCAAAGUCUGCAUGGAUUUGAACGAUACUGUUCAAGACUACAAGGAGACCACUGAGGAAUCAAUCAAGGAAACAGAACGAUUUGUGUCAGAAAUGCUUCAAAGGAAUUAUCCUAGAGUGAAGCCCAUAGUGACACCACGUUUUUCUCUUUCCUGCUCUGAGACUUUGAUGAGUGAACUUGGUAAUAUCGCUAUGACCCAUGAUUUGCAUAUUCAGAGCCAUAUAAGUGAAAAUCGUGAUGAAGUUGAAGCUGUGAAAAACUUAUACCCCAGUUAUAAAAGCUACACAGAUGUCUACGAUAAAAACAAUCUUCUGACAAAUAAGACAGUGAUGGCGCACGGCUGCUACCUUUCUGCAGAAGAACUCAAUACAUUCAGUGAACGAGGAGCAUCCAUCUCACAUUGUCCUAAUUCUAAUUUAUCGCUGAGCAGUGGCUUUCUGAAUGUGCUUGAAGUCCUGAAACAUGAGGUGAAGAUAGGUCUGGGGACAGAUGUGGCUGGUGGUUAUUCAUAUUCAAUGCUUGAUGCAAUCAGAAGAGCAGUGAUGGUUUCCAAUAUCCUUUUAAUUAAUAAGGUAAAUGAGAAAAGCCUCACCAUCAAAGAAGUCUUCAGACUAGCCACUCUUGGAGGAAGCCAAGCCCUGGGGCUGGAUAGUGAGAUUGGAAACUUUGAAGUGGGCAAGGAAUUUGAUGCCCUUCUGAUCAACCCCAAAGCAUCUGACUCUCCCAUUGACCUAUUUUAUGGCGAUUUUGUUGGUGAUAUUUCUGAGGCUGUUAUCCAGAAAUUCCUCUAUCUAGGAGAUGAUCGAAAUAUUGAAGAGAUUUAUGUGGGUGGAAAGCAGGUGGUUCCAUUUUCCAGCUCAGUGUAAGACCCUUGGGCAUCUAUGAAGUUCUCCUGGGGCAACAUGGUUCUCAUCUCCCUUGUGCCCAGGCACAGUUCGAAAGUCAAAAAUAGUACCAUGUUCUUUGGAUGGCUGUCUCUUUCUGUGUCUAGUUACAGUAUUCACUUGGUAAAUUGUUUGAAGGAAGUGCACUAAUUUUCAACUCUAGUUGGGAGAUUUCAUAAUUUCAUGAAAAUCUGUUUUUGAGUUGUUCAGAUUUACUACAAGAUUAAGCACAUGGGAAUGUUGUUUCUGGUGGAGUGCUUAUUGUGAGAUUGAAGUAAAAUCUUUUUCACAUAGGGAGAUGUAGAAAGAAAAGAUAUUUCUAUACAGUUAGACAUUUUAAGUUAAUAAGUGUGAAACUUAGGGAACCAAAUAUGAACCAGUAAGUAUAUUUUUAUGAGGGAGCAGAAGUUAGACUGUGAACAAUUGUUGGAAAAUCACUUCAGAUUGUUUUGUAAAUUGUAUACUGAGCAUACUAAUUUAAAAUGAGAAUUUACUAAAUAUAAAAGUGUGUUUCUAGAUUGACCUUGUGUUUUGGAAAUUUGCACUUAAUCAGAGAUGUGUUAUUGUUAUGCGUUGCCUUCUUUUGGGAUGAAUGUCAGAAAUUGAAUGCCACACUUUUUUUUAAAGUAUAGUUCUGUGCUUUAAAGUGUUUGAAAGGAGUAUUAAAGAUUUAAUGUCUCUUAGAAAUAUUACUCAUGGUAUAAAUAGUUGUAAUUUUGUGUACUUUAAAAUUGUCUUAAUUUAUAACUGUGAUGUUAUAAUUGCUUCCAUUUUAUUAGAAGAGAAACAAUCCCAGUGACCAUUGUGUAUAUUGCAGUCUUCAUAAACUGUGGCAAAUACUGGGUGUCGUAUAAGUGCGGUUACUAACAGGACAUGUUCCUUUGCAAUGGCCUAUUUUACACAACACUAUGCCAUAGUUGCUGGAAGUUUUGUACACACAUAUCAAUCUGCUAGAACUUUAAAAUGGGAGACAAAUCCUAUUAAAAAUAUUUAAAAAUCUUUAAGCCCUGUAUAUUGAAAACAUUCUAUUCUCCAGUUUUAUCCAAUUAUCUGUUUCAUUCCUAAAAAUUUUUCCAAACAUUAGAACUUUAGGAUAAUGAAAAAUGCAUACA